AUGGCCACUUCUAGUAUGCUGGGACACAUACUGGCCUUAUGCAAGUGGGCCAUGACAGGUGCCUGGAUUAUGGCAGGUAGUUGGAAUAUAUGGCUAGCCAGCUUUCAUGCUGGUAUUAGUGGGCCAGAUGGAUCACAGCCUCCAGGAUAUUUCCAGUGGAUCAGAAAGCAUGCUAGUGGGAUUCUAUUGGGCUGGUAUGACUUCCUGACAUUUCCAGUUAGCUGGGUCAGAUCCCAUGUUAUUGCCAGAUGGAUCACAAACUCCAGGCUAUUUGCAGUGGUUCAGAAGGCAUUCCAGUGGGAUGGUAUUGGGCCAGUAUAUGUUCCAGCCAAAUCCAAUCAGCUGGUGGGCUGGCACAGGUCCAGGGCUGGUGGCAGUUGUUUGGCAUCAAUUCUGAACCAACUCCAGUUGGCCAGGAUGGAUGACACCCCCCAGGCUAUUUACAGUGGGUCAGAAGGCACUCCAGUGGGAUUCUAUUGGGCUGGUAUAUGUUCUGGCCAAGUCCAGUCAGCUGGGCCAAAUUCCCAGUCAAUGACUGUAACCCAGGACACAUACUGGCCUUAUGCUAGGGGACUGGGACAGAUGCCCAUCCUAUGGUGGUUGAUUGGCAUGGAUGCCCAGUUAAGGCUGCUUAAUGUUACCAGUGUAGAUGAUGGGCUAGUCUUUUGGCAUCCUCUGGCAAAUGCAUGA
This is a messenger RNA of Pisolithus orientalis, 690 nucleotides long. RefSeq lists its product as uncharacterized. Bases 1 to 690 code for a protein of 229 amino acids. The transcript is spliced from 4 exons. The record is from RefSeq and is a predicted model, not a curated record. NCBI's taxonomy places the organism in Eukaryota, Fungi, Basidiomycota, Agaricomycetes, Boletales, Pisolithaceae.